Messenger RNA from Micropterus dolomieu (smallmouth bass), 587 nucleotides. Its product is annotated as V-set domain-containing T-cell activation inhibitor 1-like. The record is from RefSeq and is a predicted model, not a curated record. The transcript is spliced from 2 exons. NCBI's taxonomy places the organism in Eukaryota, Metazoa, Chordata, Actinopteri, Centrarchiformes, Centrarchidae. The annotation marks the transcript as partial.
CCACCGAGAGCGACUUCACAACACGGGAAAUGGGAUCAUACAAGGAGCACUUGAACGCAUCGUCCACAUUCAGCACUCUGUUAACGAGCACUUCAAGAGCGAAGGGGCGCAGAACAAGUUAAUAAGUCCAGUAACUUUGUUUUUAAGUAAUUUAUCUAACAUGUUGCAGUUGAAAGCUCUGGAGCUUCUGUUCUUCUGGUUCUGCCUGCUGACUGUGUCUGGAAUAACUCCUGGACACAUGGAUACAAACGGGUCGGGUGACGUCAGAGUGGUUGUGGAAGAAGGGAGUGACGCCAUUUUACCCUGUUCCCUCAGCAACAAGGAGAACAUGGAGUCAAAAGUCUUUGACUGGAAGAAAGAUGGUCCAAAGGAGAUUUUCUUUUAUGAUGCAGGCCUUCAUUAUAAUAACGGCCGUCCAGGUCAAGAUCAGCAGUUCAAAGGUCGCGUCUCACAUUUUCAAGAAGAGCUGAAGUACGGCAACGCCUCCAUCAUCAUCAGAAAUACGAAGGUGACUGACUGUGGAAACUACAGCUGUCAUUUUCCACUUCUUCAGCCAAGACAGAUAUUCAACAUUCAGCUUGUUGUUG